Messenger RNA from Drosophila eugracilis, 2529 nucleotides. RefSeq names its product juvenile hormone esterase. Gene Ontology annotation, molecular function: hydrolase activity. The coding region runs from base 16 to 2151 and encodes 711 amino acids. The record is from RefSeq and is a predicted model, not a curated record. NCBI's taxonomy places the organism in Eukaryota, Metazoa, Arthropoda, Insecta, Diptera, Drosophilidae. The transcript has 7 exons.
CCGAAGAUUGUCGUCAUGCCCUGUCCCCGGAAUUUAACCCAUGGUGCAGCGAUCGCGGCUCUUUUACUGGCCACCGGUCUAAUUGUCUUGGCAAUUUGUGUGCAACGACCGAACGAAUCCGGCCAUCGAAUCAUAGUCACAGAGCAGAGAAAGUCAUCCGUGCAGAUGGAGGAGAAUGAGGAGGUGGUAGUGGGUUCGGGUACGGCUACCAAUUCGCAUGGCGGUGAUUUGCAAGAUUUGCGAGCUAAAGCCCAAGCGUUUUUUUUAAUCGCCACCACAACAAUGUCGCCGGAAAAUGCAACAAAAAGCGAAAACUCUUCCGGGUCACUGGACAUGCGCCAAAUGGCCCAAAUGGCCAGUUCUACCACGGAGACGACUGCCUGGAAGACCUUGACAUCGCAUCCGAAUUCACUUGUCCAACUGCUGCCAUCGAGGGCCAUGCGAGUGGUCCAGGAGGUGGUGCGAUCUCUGCGGAAAGAGCGCGAGAUUGUGGCUACUACUUCGUUGGGAAAAGUAAGGGGACGCUAUCAGAAAUACCGAUCUGGAGAGAGAGGUGGCUACUACAGUUUCAAGGGAAUGCGCUAUGGAGCGGCGCCCACAGGAGCAAAGAGAUUCCGUGCUGCCGAACCGGAGAAGCCCUGGUCAGGCAUCCGAGAUGCCUCGCGGGAGGGUCAGAGUUGCCCCCACAAGAACAUGAUCCUGGACACAUUCAAGGGAGACGAGGAUUGCCUGUUUAUCAAUGUUUUCACCACACGAAUGCCCAAGGAAGAGGAGACCGCGGAGCAGCCUAAGCUUCCAGUAAUGGUUUGGCUGCAUGGCGGAGGUUUCUCUUUCGGUUCUGGAAACUCCUUUCUCUACGGACCCGACUAUCUAGUAGCUGAGGAUAUUGUCCUGGUCACUCUGAACUAUCGUUUGGGACCACUUGGUUUCCUUACAGCUGGUCCCGAUGCUCCUGGUAAUCAAGGUCUCAAGGAUCAGGUGCUGGCCCUGAAGUGGGUGAGGGAUAAUAUUGCUGCUUUUGGUGGAGAUCCAAACCAAGUUACAGUCUUCGGAGAGUCAGCGGGAGCAUCAUCCGUCCAGCUGCUUCUACUUUCACCCCAAGCCAAGGGACUUUUCCAAAGAGCAAUUUCCCAAAGUGGUUCCGCCCUGAAUCCCUGGUCCAUGGCAGCCAGUUCCAGUCAGAGAGCUGCCCGUUUGGCAGCCAAUCUGGGUUAUGUGGGCGCCAACAACACCGAGGACAUUCUUGACUUCCUGCGCAGAGUUCCAGCCAUGAAAUUGGUAGAGGCAGCUCCCACCACAAUAACUGCUGAGGAUCAGCGGAACAACAUUGGAUUGCCAUUUGUGCCCGUGGUGGAAGGAUACUGGAAUCAGGAUUCUCAGGAGGAGGAAUUCUACGAGCAGCCAUUCCUAACUCAGCAUCCUAGUGAUAUGUACCACUCGCAGAACUUCAACAGUGAUGUGGCCUACAUGACGGGCUAUAAUACACACGAGGCGAUGUUGUUUAUAAGAAGACUGCGGAAGAACCCACAAUUGCUGAGCAUCAUUGAAAACGACUUUGGUCGCCUGGUGCCGCAGGACUUGAACGUGACACAAUCUCAUGACAGAGUGACCCGCGAGAUAAGAUCCUUCUAUCUGGGCAACAAACACGUUGGCAUUGAAUCGGUGGAUGAGAUGAUUGCUCUCCUCACUGAUCUAAUGUUCCUACAAGGCAUUCGUCGCACAGCCCGGAAUCAUGCCAAGUUUGGAAAUGCUCCGGUUUACAUGUAUCGCUUCUCCUUCGACGGAGCUUUGGGGCUCUACAAAAGAAUGCUGGGAAUUCCACGACCAGGAGUAUGUCAUGGUGAUGAGCUUGGAUAUCUUUUCAAGUUUGGUUUCUUCAACUUGAGUCUGGACCCCAAAUCGAUGGAGGUGCAGGUCAAGAAUCGCAUGGUGCGAAUGUGGACGAAUUUCGCGAAAUACGGCACUCCUACGCCGGAUACCGAAGAUCCCUAUCUGACCACCAAGUGGGCGCCUAUCGAUCCCACCAAUGUGAUGAACAGCCUCAACUAUAUGGACAUCUCGGCUAAUUUGGCAAUGAAAACGAAUCCCGAACCGGAGCGCCAGAGAUUCUGGGAUGAGAUGUAUCAGCAUUACAAUGGAGCUGCCAUGUAAAAAGGCAUUAACUUACUCCACACAUAACACACACUCACCCUCACACACACACCCACACCCACAAAUUUCGUAUUGCCAUUUUGUGAAAGAUCGCGCGAAACCCAGAAUAUUUAAAUGCAAAUAUCAUUGUACAAUUUUCGUAGUUUGUAGGACUUGUUUAGCUAUAUUCUUAGCUAUAUUGUUAGCAACUAGUUUGUAAGAGUUCCAGCAUUUAUCCACACCAACCACAAUUCACUCUCAUAAUCCAAAGUCAAGAUGUCUUUCCUUACUACACGUGUAUCCACAAUAACCAGGUGUAAAUAGUCAGAGUCUAUCUUAUGCAUAAUGCCGACAUCCAAACCACGAUGUUUUUGUAAAUUAAAAAUAUUUAAUUUUUAA